AUGGCUCCGCAGCUGGCUUGGAUUGGCCUCGGCAACAUGGGCAGAGGCAUGUGCUCCAACUUGGUGGAGAAGGGCAACCUCGAGAAACCGCUCAUCAUCUACAAUCGUACCAAGAAGCGUGCCGAUGACCUCUCGACCAAACUUCCCUCGGGCAAGUCUACCGUCGUCUCGUCGGUUGAGGAUACCGUGAGGCAGGCUGACAUCAUCUUUACUUGUGUCGGCGACGACAAGGCCAUCAAUGAGACCAUUGAUUCUGCUCUUGCAGGAGACGUCAACGGCAAGCUGUUCGUCGACUGUUCCACUGUUCAUCCAGAAACCACCGAUGCUCUCGCAACGAGGAUCUCAUCCAAGGGUGCCGGCUUUGUCGCCGGUCCAGUCUUCGGUGCCCCCGCCAUGGCGGACGCAGGCCAGCUCAUCUUUGUCCUGGCGGGCGAGGCGCCUUGGGUCGAGAAAGCCAAGCCGUACACGACCGGCGUCAUGGGCAAGGCCAUCAUCGACUUCAGCGGGCAGGCGCACGGCAAAGCCACGCUGCUCAAGGUCAUCGGUAACACGUUCAUCUUCAACAUGAUCGAGGCCCUGUCCGUCGGCCACACGCUGGCCGAGAAGUCCGGGCUGGGCACCGAUAACUUGCACCAGUUCAUCGAGACCAUGUUCCCCGGUCCCUACACUGCCUACUCCAAUAGGAUGCGCUCCGGUGACUACUACAAGCGGGAGGAGCCGCUUUUCCAGGUCGAUCUAGCGAGAAAAGACGCACGCCACGCGCUGAGUCUUGCUGAGUCUUCAGGCGCGAAGCUGCGGGCUGUAGAGGUUAUCGACUCGCACCUCGAGGGUGUGCAGAAGGCGUGCGGUGCAAAAGGCGAUGUUGCUGGCAUCUACGGCGCCGUCAGGCAGGAGAGCGGCCUGCCAUUCGAAAACGGGCCGUGA
Molecule: messenger RNA, 924 nt
Organism: Diplodia corticola
Lineage: Eukaryota; Fungi; Ascomycota; Dothideomycetes; Botryosphaeriales; Botryosphaeriaceae
Product: 6-phosphogluconate dehydrogenase 2
Exons: 4
Coding region: 1-924 (307 amino acids)
Molecular function (GO): NADP binding; oxidoreductase activity, acting on the CH-OH group of donors, NAD or NADP as acceptor; NAD binding
Source: RefSeq, a predicted model, not a curated record